AUGCCACGCAUAAUCAUCCUCGGAACCUGCGACACCAAACUCCCCGAACUCCUCUCGCUCCGCUCCCACAUCACCACCCAAUCUCCCAGCGCCAAAAUCACCCUCGUCGACGCCGGCCGCUCCCCCAUCAAACACCAACUCAUCGACAUCCCCCAGGACACCCUCACCAGCACCUACGCCCCCUCCCCCAAUAGCCCGCAGGACCUCUCCUCCCUCCCCCGCGGCGAAGUGAUACACCACAUGAUCACCUGCGCCACCAACUGGCUCCGCGAAGCCUACGAAUACGGCCUCAAAGACCCUUCCGCCGCGCUUCACGGGAUCAUCGCCGCCGGCGGAACGGGGAAUACCGCGCUCGCGUCCGCGGUGAUGAGAGCGGUGCUGCCGAUUGGGUUUCCGAAGUUGAUUGUGAGUACGAAUGCGUCGGCGGAUGUGAGUCAUGUGGUGGGCGAGACGGAUGUUUGUAUGAUGCCGAGUAUUGUUGAUAUUGCGGGGAGUAACGAGUUGUUGGAGCGGAUUUUGGGGAAUGCCGCGGGGGCGGUUGUGGGGAUGGCGGGGGCGUAUGAGGCCGCACUUAAUGAUGAGGACGGGGGAGGAGGAAAGGGGAAGGGGAAGAAGAGGGUGGGGUUGUCGAUGUUUGGGGUGACGACGCCGGCGGUGGAUCGGAUCAGGAUGUUUUUGGAGCGGAAUUAUGGGAUCGAGUGUUUUGUGUUUCAUCAGACGGGGGCGGGGGGCAAGGCUAUGGAGAGGUUGGUUGAGGAAGGGGGGUUGGAUGCUGUGUUGGAUGUUACGACGACGGAGCUGUGCGAUCAUUUGUGCGGGGGGGUGAUGGACUCGGGACCGCGGCGGUUGGAGGCGGCGUUGAAGGCGGGGAUCCCGUAUGUGAUAAGCUGUGGUGCGCUGGAUAUGUGCAAUUUCGGGCCGAAGGAGACGGUGCCGGAGAGGUAUAGGGGGAGGAAGUUGUUUGAGCAUAACCCUACCGUGACGCUGAUGCGGACGAGUGUGGAGGAGUCGAGGGCGAUUGCUGAGUUUAUUGUUGAGAAGGUGAAGACGCAUACGAAGAGGAAGGAUUUGGUAAAGGUGGUAUUACCGCUCGGAGGCGUUAGUAUGAUUGCAGUGCCUGACGGGCCUUUCUAUGACGCCGAAGCGGACGACGCGCUCUUCUCUACCCUGCGAGAUGGGCUCAAAGACUCGGGGGUUGAGGUGGUCGAGGACCCGCGAGCGGUCAACGAUGAAGGUUUCGCGGUUGAUGCGGCGAAGAUGCUGGUGGCGAUGAUGGGUCUGUGGGGUCUCUGA
Molecule: messenger RNA, 1293 nt
Organism: Saxophila tyrrhenica
Lineage: Eukaryota; Fungi; Ascomycota; Dothideomycetes; Mycosphaerellales; Extremaceae
Exons: 1
Coding region: 1-1293 (430 amino acids)
Source: RefSeq, a predicted model, not a curated record